CCAACAGGUUUUCACGACACCUUACAGAAGAAACGCUUUACGGCAGCAGAAAUGGCUUCUCACUUUAGUGGGGUACUGCAGUUGACAGAUCUCGAUGAUUUCAUCACUCCAUCUCAGGAAUGCGUUAAACCUGUCAAAGUAGAGAAGAAACAAGGAAAGUCUGUGGCCAAAAUUCAAAUAGAGGACGAUGGCAGUUAUGUCCAAGUUAACCAGGAUGGUGGGAGGCAGAAGCUGGAGAAAGCAAAGAUCACCCUGAAUGACUGUUUGGCCUGUAGUGGUUGCAUCACUUCAGCUGAAAGUGUCCUUAUCACACAGCAGAGCCAUGAGGAGCUUUUCAAAGUACUACGCAGAAACAAGGCCAGUGAAACAGAGCAUAAGGUGGUAGUGGUGUCAGUGUCACCACAGUCCAGAGCGUCACUUGCAGCAUAUUAUGACCUCAGCAGCAGUGAGACCGGCAGGAGGCUUACUUCUUUCUUCAAAGGCCUUGGGGUACAUCAUGUGUUUGACACUAGCUUUAGUCGGACAUUCAGUCUACUGGAGAGCCAGAAAGAGUUUGUGGAACGUUUCCAGAGAAGGGAACAAGACAGCAAGGCCCUACCCAUGCUGACAUCUGCCUGCCCAGGUUGGAUCUGCUAUGCAGAAAAGACCCAUGGGGAGUUUAUUCUUCCAUACAUUAGCACUACUCGUUCUCCUCAGCAGAUGAUGGGAUCUUUGGUUAAAGAUUUUUUUGCUGGACAACAGGGGCUGAGUCCACAGCAGAUCUAUCAUGUGGCUGUUAUGCCCUGCUUUGACAAGAAACUUGAGGCCUCAAGGUCAGACUUCCACAUGAACAAAGCAGAGACUCGUGAAGUAGACUGUGUGAUCACUUCAGGAGAGGUUCUGAAAAUGCUGGAGGAGGAAAAUGUAUCUCUUAAUGAUGUGAAGCCUGCACCCCUUGAUACAAUGUUCAGCAGUGUGCAUGGGGAUGACUUUUUGAGACAUUCUGGGAGUGGUUCAGGAGGUUACCUCCAUCAUGUUUUCAUCAAUGCUGCUAAGCAGUUGUUUGGAGAGGAGGUGAAGGAGCUCACCUAUAAGACCCUCAGAAAUAAAGACUUCCAGGAGGUGACUUUAGAGAAAGAUGGUGUAGUCCUUCUGUGUUUUGCUUCAGCGUAUGGGUUCCGUAACAUACAGAAUCUGGUACAGAAACUCAAGAGGGGAAAGUCACCUUACCACUUUGUGGAAGUUAUGGCCUGUCCCUCAGGAUGUCUGAACGGUGGUGGACAGGUGAAGCCUUUACCUGGACAGAACCCAAAGGAGCUUCUCCAGAAGGUUGAUGAGCUCUACAGGGCAGACAGCCCCUCAGUGCCCGAAGAGGACACACAUGUGGCAGAACUGUACCAGUCCUGGCUGCAGAGUGUAGGCAGCGAGAGAGCCAAAGAACUGCUGCACACACAGUAUCACACAGUGGAGAAGAUGACCAACGGACUCACCAUGAAGUGGUGACGAUUGUUGUCACAGCUAGUAUCCAGAUGACUGCAGGUUUUAGAGUGUUUUGCCAAAUACUGACCCUAAACCGUCCAAAUAUGUGACUUUUUUUUAAUUUUUCUUCAAAGAGAAGUGUUAUGUGGGCAAAGAAAAAUACAUUGUUUGAUUAACAGCCUUUACUCUGCCCUUCCCUGUAUACUGAAAUCUGAAUGUCUGAUGUGACAAGACCAGAUUUAAGAUUAAGUAGACACAAUUCUAAAUCAGCACCAAAUCAUAUGCAGUAUUUUAUGAUGGCCCUUUUAAAUGUAGGAAAUAGUUAAUACAUUUACAAGUGUGGCACCUGUUACGUUUGACACUGGAGUAAUACAAAUGUAAUAUUUGUAAAAUGUCAAAAUAUAAUCAUUCCAUAUUUAUGUAAUCCAUGAUUAUAUAUUUUGAAAAAUAAACACAUUAUUUAAUUGUA
Sphaeramia orbicularis (orbiculate cardinalfish) is the source of this 1927-nucleotide messenger RNA. It is a transcript of the gene ciao3, whose product is annotated as nuclear prelamin A recognition factor-like. NCBI's taxonomy places the organism in Eukaryota, Metazoa, Chordata, Actinopteri, Kurtiformes, Apogonidae. The coding region runs from base 52 to 1482 and encodes 476 amino acids. The transcript has 11 exons. The record is from RefSeq and is a predicted model, not a curated record.